GCGGAUCCUGCCCCUCCGCCGUCCCRCAUUUCCGCGAGAUGGCGGCGCUGGGGGCUCGGCGGGUGCUGCGGCCCGCCCGGCGCUGGUUCUCGGACGCGGUGCCCGGCACUCCCUCGCCGGCCCCCAGCCCGCUYUACCCGCCCGUGGUGGCGUCCAUCACGGCCAAGAGCAAAGCGGCCAAGUUGCGACGCCUGGAGCGCUUCAACCAGCGGGUGCACGCGGCGGCCACGGUGGAGGAGAAGCUGCGGCUGUACGGGAAGCUGCAGCGGCCUAAGUACAUGGUGUACCCGCAGACCUUCGCCCUCAACGCCGACCGCUGGUACCGCAGUUUCACAAAAACCGUCUUCGUGCCGGGGAUGCCCCCGAUAGCCGCGGCUGCGAAACCCCCGRUAGAGGCGGCGGGAGCGACCCCCGAGGCCGGCGGGGCCCCGGAGCCGGGAACAGCGGAGGCACCGGGGGCGGCGGAGGCACCCAGGGCCGGGAAAACCUCCGAGCCUGCGGCGGGAGCGGCGCCGUAUCUGAAUAUGAGCGACCUGCGCUCCCUGGCCUGCGACGCUCUCCUGCAGGAGAGCUUCUACCAGACCAAGAAGCGGCCAUUCCUCUACCGCGACCAGGAUCACACGCCCGGCCCCUUUCUCACGCAGCUCGUUUCCACGCUCGCCGCUUUCCUGUCUGGUUGCAACCCACUGCUGGCUGCUUCCUCCCUCGAUCUAAAGCCUGAAGUCAACUAUUACUGGCAUCAUGGUGAGGAAGUUGUUGCUCAUGGACAUCGAAAGGGUAGAGUUGAUCCUGUGCGAUUCCAAAUAGAUGAUAACCCACACCUCCAGAUCCGUGUACCAAAGCAGCUUCCUGAGGUUGUACCACUGGAGUCAGAUCUUGGAGAUGUUCCUGUUAUUGAUCACAAGCCAUCUAAACUGCCUUUGUUCAAAAAGCAGUACGAAAAUAAGGUAUUUAUAGGAUCAAAGGUGGCAGAUCCAUGCUGUUACGGACACACCCAGUUUCAUCUUCUUCCUGACAAAUUGAAACGGGAGAAGUUUAUAAGAGAGCGUCUUGAGGAUCAGAUUGAAGUUGUUUAUCGAKCCAAUGGAAUUGCAAGUCUCUUUGCCUGGACAGCAGCACAAGCAAUGUAUCAAGGAUUCUGGAGUGAAGCAGAUGUGACCCGUCCUUUUGUAUCACAGGCAGUAGUGACUGAUGGAAAAUAUUUUGCAUUCUUUUGUUACCAGUUAAAUACUUUAGCACUAACUGCAGAAACGAUUGAAAACAACCCUCGAAAGAAUAUCUGUUGGGGUACAGAGAGUAAGCCACUAUAUGAUGUUGUGGAAGAUGGUAAUGUGAAAGGCUUUAAUGAUGAUGUUCUGGUUCAGUUGGUUCGUUUUCUGCUAAACAGACCAAAGGAGUUGUAAACCAUUAAACCACACAUAAAGUAUGUGCCUGAACUUCCUUGUAACUCCAUGAAGUAUGAGCUAUACUAUGCCUUGAUUUUAGUGAGGUGUUUGUGUAGCAAACAUUAUAUACAUAUUUUAUGUUAUUUGGGCCUUUUUUCUUUUUUUCUAUUUUAAAGUAUACUGUACACUGACAAUAAAUGUCUGGAAUACCUUAAAGUCUUUUGUAGACUACAUUUUCUCUUAAAAGCCUACUGUUCCUAAUUCAGCAUCACUUGAGUACUUUAUUUUAGCAGAUUCACAGAUCCAUGUUGAACUGCAGACAAAGUCACAACAAAGUAUGAAUUCAUGUGACCAUCAAUAGUAUCAGUAGAGAAUGGCUACUGAUACUCAGCACCAGUGAUAAAUUUAUAAUUUUGUUCCUGAGAGGAACUGAAUGCUUUAUUCUAAAGAGAAAGUGAGCUCAGAAUAAAAGGUGUUUCUUAAUGAAUGGUUGGCACUUUAGUUACAAACUAAGAGAAAUCUUUAGGUAUGGUAGUAUAAACAUGAUGAAACUUGCUUCCAAAGACUGUUGUGAACAUGAAUACACAGUUUUAAGUUGUUGCCUCCCGAACUACAGAGAGCACUCUCAAAUGCAUUUGGAGCCUACAGUUUUCCUUUCAGCAUGAGUCUUGAUUGCAGCUGUUGUUUUGCUGUUUUUGUUGCUGAUACUUGGAUGUCUUAUGAGUGUUUUUAGUGGACUGCAAGUGAGCCCCAGCCACAGUUAGGAUGUCUGAUUCCUAAAAUACAACAUUACAGAAUCACAGAGCAGUUUGGGUUGGAAGGGACCUUUCAAGGUCAUUUAUUCCAAGCUUCUGCARUCAGCCAGGACUUCUUCAGCUGUGUUGCUCAGACCYCUGCCCAUCCUGACCUUGARUGUUUCCAGGGAUGGGUCAUCCAUCUACCAUCUCUGGGCAACCUGUUCUACCUUGCUCAUUGUAAAAAUAUUUUCAGUGCAUCUAGCCUGAAUCAACACUCAUUUAGUUUAAAACAUUACCUGCCUUGUCCUAUUGAAACAGGCGUUGCUAAGAUACAAUGAGUGGUUAGGGGUAUUUACUUAUUAUUUGGUUCUGAGCUAAUUAAAUGUGCCUAGAAUUUUAUGUAAUUUAAUUGACUAUACUUGACCUUUUUGAAAUUUUCCAGUGUUUUUGUGGAGAGUCAAGCAGUUUGUUUUUAAACUGAGUCAUUGAAAUACCGGCCUGCAUGUUCUUCAGUAUGAGCAAGAGUCCAUUUCCUGUUGUAAAGUGGUUUACAAAAUAUUUUGCUAGUGGAAGAUUAGGUAAUUGUAGAGUUUUACUUGACUGGUAUUUUUUAUGUUGGAAAGCGUCGCCACUUUCUCCACCCUCAAGAGAUAAUGUAAGUAAGAUGUGUACAAGUGCUGGUUAUUUUUUAACAGAAGUCCUGAGUGCUGUUUUUGUCUUAACAAUGCUUAACUGUUACCCAUUCUGAUAACUGCUGAUCCUUGGAUUACAUAAAUGUUCUUGUAGUAACAGAAGAUGAACUGGGUAAGAAUGUUGAUUAUAGAGAAUAACCUGUGACCUAGCUUAAAAGGGACUGGUUGAUACUUGUCUGGUCUGAUUAAGGGAUGAUGCAAAAUGAAUGGAAGGAUAAAAAAGCAGCUGGAUAUUCUGACCCUAUGGCAGUCUUAGCAGUCUUCAGCUUGAGAUUCACUUGAGUUGCAUACAACUAGUGAAUGUGAAAGCUUACGUGCACAAAGAAAUUUGUGCUCCCAGGGAUAAAAAACGCUAAUUUUUCUGUGAUUCAGCCUUUUGUCUAUCUUGAGGCUUUAUCUGUAGCAGAGCAAAUUCAAAGAACUUUUUGUGCAGCUYUCCUGGUAGUUGAAAUAUCGCUUUAGACGUGUCACCUGGUAGUAAAGCGCAGUGGUGGG
Molecule: messenger RNA, 3309 nt
Organism: Malurus melanocephalus (red-backed fairy wren)
Lineage: Eukaryota; Metazoa; Chordata; Aves; Passeriformes; Maluridae
Gene: MRPS30
Product: mitochondrial ribosomal protein S30
Exons: 5
Coding region: 39-1403 (454 amino acids)
Biological process (GO): translation
Cellular component (GO): mitochondrion; mitochondrial large ribosomal subunit; ribosome
Molecular function (GO): structural constituent of ribosome
Source: RefSeq, a predicted model, not a curated record